AUGCAAAGUGUAAGAGAGAUGCACCCUGCGCAGGUAGUGCGGCCAGAGUUUUUGCAAAAAAUAACACACAAUGAGUUGGAAAGUGUGGAUGUAGAGGUUGGAAAACAUUUACCACAAAAGGACUUUUCAGAUAUUUUUGCAUGGAGAACUGUGAAAGGGCUGCGGAUGAUUGCUGAUGUUGUAUUUUAUAGGAGGUAUGUGCACAGGGCGAUUGUUUUGGAGACGGUUGCUGCUAUUCCUGGGAUGGUUGGGGGGGUGAUUCGCCACUUAAAGUCGCUUAGAAACAUGAAGGAUGACUCUAAUAUUAGAAUACUUCUAGCUGAGGCAGAGAAUGAAAGAAUGCACUUAAUGACAUGGAUGGAGGUAGCAAAGCCGUUGCUUAUUGAAAGACUGAUUGUAAUGGGUUUGCAGGGCGUGUUCUUUAAUGCGUAUUUGCUGCUGUAUCUUAUUUCAAAGCGGACUGCGCAUCGGCUAGUUGGAUAUUUAGAAGAAGAGGCAAUUAUUUCGUAUACAGAAAUGGUUAAGGAAAUUGAAGCAGGAAUAAUUCCAAAUGUACCAGCGCCUGAAAUAGCAAAGAAGUAUUGGAAUCUACCCAGCAAUGCUACAUUAUUGGAUGUAACCCUUGCAAUCCGUGCAGAUGAGGCCACCCACAGAGAUACAAACCAUGAAAUAGCAAAUGAGCUGGAUGGAAUUGAGUGAUUUACUUGUUCGCAUAUAUCUAUCCAUCCACACGCAUAAAAGAUAUGAAACGUGCUAUUUGUAUAUAAGAGAAUUAAUUCUUUUACGGUAGUUUGUAAAUAGGGUAUUUUUAACACUAUUUUUAGAAUUAAUUGGUUAACCCUUUACUAUAGCAAUUUACAUUAUUUUAGUAUAUGCUCGUUUUUAAUAGAAGUAUUGUAUAAAGCUUCGUUUUUCGUGUGCAUUUGCGCUUCAAGUUGACUGCAUGGCAGAUUAUUUUAAAUAGCUGUUUGGAA
Molecule: messenger RNA, 974 nt
Organism: Nematocida parisii ERTm1
Lineage: Eukaryota; Fungi; Microsporidia
Product: alternative oxidase superfamily protein
Exons: 1
Coding region: 1-699 (232 amino acids)
Biological process (GO): alternative respiration
Cellular component (GO): mitochondrion
Molecular function (GO): alternative oxidase activity
Source: RefSeq, a predicted model, not a curated record